GAAAUUGCGGUUCUAUCCUUGACUCCUUAAAAGGAGACAACGCUUUUGGAUUGUUGCAUCAAACAAUCUAGGCAGUUGGCAGUUGGUGGUUAAUUUCAUCUCUAUGCUAUGGGCAGUCUCAGCUUUGACGUCCAAGAAGGUGUUUCAACAUUAAUCUCUGUGGCACCGCCAACCCAUUACACUCUCAAAAUAAAUAACUUUUCCUUACUAGCAAAGAAUUCAAUAGAUAGAUAUGAAUCAGGGGAAUUUCAAGCAGGAGGCUACAAAUGGAAGUUGGUUGUGUACCCAAGUGGAAACAAGAAUAGGAAUGUGAAAGAACACGUUUCUGUUUACCUGGCAAUGAUAAAAGAAAAUUCGCUCCCGACCGGUUGGCAAGUGUAUGCUAAUUUCAGCUUGUUUCUGCUUGAUCAGAACGAGGACAACUACAUGGUUCUUCAGUAUGCGGAGGAAAGGGAAAGACAAUUUCACGCAUUGAAGCUUGAAUGGGGAUUUGAUAAAUUCAUCUCUCUUAAAGCUUUUAAUGAUGCGAGGAAUGGGUUCCUGGUGGAUGAUUCUUGUGUAUUUGGGGCUGAAGUCUUUGUCUGCAAAGAAAGAAGCACAGGCAAAGGACAGUGUCUGUCAAUGAUUAAGGAUGCCAUUAUGAAUAAGCAUGUGUGGAAGGUUGAGAAUUUUUCUAAGUUGGUUGUAGAAAACAUUGACUCCAAAACUUUCAACGCUGGAGAUCACAAGUGGAAGAUGAAGCUGUAUCCCAAAGGAAAAGGCAAUGGAUUGGGCAAUCAUGUUUCUCUUUAUUUGGCUCUCUCUGAUCCAUCAACUCUGCCUCCUGGCACUAAAAUAUAUGCAAGCUUCACCCUGCGCGUUCUAAACCAAAGAAAUUCUGAUUACAAUCGCUUUAGUAAAGAUAGUCAGUGGUUCAGUGCCUCAUAUUAUGAGCACGGUUGGUCCAGAUACAUGCCACUGUUCUACUACAUCGACAACUAUGGUUUUGUCGUCAAUAAUACUUGUACUUUUGAGGCAGAAGUUACCAUCCAUGGAGUUGCUAAUGCAAUGUAAACCAUGAAGCUACUUGUAUGAAACUUUAGCAAUAUAGUCUCUGUCUAAUAUGAAAUUGACUUUGUCAAUUUAUAUAUAAUAAUAAAGUCAAUUUAUAUAUAAA
This is a messenger RNA of Ziziphus jujuba (common jujube), 1156 nucleotides long. Its product is annotated as TNF receptor-associated factor homolog 1b. The coding region runs from base 109 to 1053 and encodes 314 amino acids. Gene Ontology annotation, molecular function: protein binding. The record is from RefSeq and is a predicted model, not a curated record. The transcript has 6 exons. NCBI's taxonomy places the organism in Eukaryota, Viridiplantae, Streptophyta, Magnoliopsida, Rosales, Rhamnaceae.